AUGCCUUCAUACGCCGACAACAUUUCAGCUAGUUACGUCGGACUGUCCACCGUCGAAGAUCUAUCCUAUACUCCUUCCGCCGAUGAGCAAUCCCGAGACGUUGCACAGAUCGCUGCGACUGGUCGCAGGAGCUGGAAGACGUUGAAGGGAAAGGGAGAGGCUGUAUGGCCCCCCAAUCUGGAGGCCGCUUUGAUUGAAGGCCUUGGUACUCAUCAUCCCCGCGAAGCCCUCCAGAAAUACAAACCAAGCCCCGAACUUCGCUCUUCCAAAUCCCCCGGACGGUUCCCCAUGCGCAAUCGUUUCAUUUCCGAUUAUAUCUUCGAUUCGACUGGUAAACGGCGGACGCCUAAGCAGGUGGGAAGUCGGCUACAACAGAUGAGGGACACAUGCAAAGGCGAAGAAAUUCUCAAUCUUAUAUGUCGCCCGUUCGAUAACGAUGUGGAUUUGGGGACCGGUUCUUCAAACGGAAGCCCCGUUCACACCACGUCACCAUUGCCAGAUCUUCGAGGCCAACAACCUCCCAGCCAGCGACUGAACAUCUGGGUUGACAUCGUUCUCGAGCAGCCAUACCCUAGACAACAACCUUUAGUCAAUUUUGUUGGCAAUCGCAGGGAUUCCCCUCUUCAAAUUCGUCUUGCACCUUUGGCACCCACCUCAUCCUAUCACGCGUCCUUACCUCUUUCUGCAUCAGAUCCCACCAUAAACUUUAUGUCGCCAUAUCCGGUCAAUCAGCAGUGCACUUUCUCCGCAUUCAUUGACACGCUGAGUCUUCCAAUACACUCGGAAGUCGCGCCGAUGUCGUGUCUUGGUUCUCCUAUGGAUCGCACGGGUUGGUUAUAUAGUGCCUCUCUUUCUCCCAAGUUUUGGAAAGUCAUUUUCAAUGAUUCAAAUCCAACGCAGUACACCAUUGUUCAGAACGUCUUCGCUCAAGGCUGUCCGGGACAGUUCAGUGCACCAUUGCAAAACGACAACGCAAUGAUUUCCAUCUUCUAUCAGUUCAAGCGUCCAACCUCUCAUACAUAUCAUACGUAUAGCGACUCAUAUUCUCAACAAGCGGUUAGCAACUCUCGUCAAUGGGCACAACCGCCCAUAUCCAAUUGGUCCGGGGCGCCCGACAGCCCUAGGCUGAUGACCAACUGGCGAUCUGACAGUGGAGAAAGCUGGUCGUACUCGCACCACUCGCACGCUAGUUCGACAUCGGCAAAUGCCCUCAGUUAUGGUUAUCUCUCGUGA
Messenger RNA from Guyanagaster necrorhizus, 1233 nucleotides. RefSeq lists its product as uncharacterized. NCBI's taxonomy places the organism in Eukaryota, Fungi, Basidiomycota, Agaricomycetes, Agaricales, Physalacriaceae. Gene Ontology annotation, molecular function: DNA-binding transcription factor activity. The record is from RefSeq and is a predicted model, not a curated record. The transcript is spliced from 6 exons. Gene Ontology annotation, biological process: regulation of DNA-templated transcription. The coding region runs from base 1 to 1233 and encodes 410 amino acids.